This is a messenger RNA of Sander lucioperca (pikeperch), 6584 nucleotides long. RefSeq names its product zinc finger protein 106b (gene znf106b). Gene Ontology annotation, cellular component: membrane; cytosol. The transcript is spliced from 20 exons. The record is from RefSeq and is a predicted model, not a curated record. The coding region runs from base 132 to 4376 and encodes 1414 amino acids. Lineage: Eukaryota; Metazoa; Chordata; Actinopteri; Perciformes; Percidae. Gene Ontology annotation, molecular function: RNA binding; SH3 domain binding.
CACCACCGCCAAACUUCCGGUGCCAUCUUUAACGAUAACGAUUGGCCAACGUAAACAUAACGUAAUUUACGUAAGCAAACAUGGCGGUUGAGCUGCUGUUGAGUUUUGUUGCCAUGUGAAAUUUGUCUGAAAUGGCACAGGUUCAAACCCCACCUGGUAAGGUGGGCAAAAUGCCCGUGAAGAAGAAGAACAACCCACAGUACUUCAAGAAGAAGGCCAAAACAAACUACUGUAUUUUGUGUCGCAGGUCUCAUUUGAAAAUUGAAGCACACGAGCAUGUGCAUGGUAUGCUGCAUCACAGAGAGCUGGAGACAGUGCUGGGCAAGGAUUCAUUUCAUGAAUGUCAGGCGUGUAAAGCAUCCUCCAUGGGCUUAAAUGAGUAUGCUCAGCACAUUUCCACUGCGCAACACAAAGCCAAGUUGAAGAUUUUGAUUGCUAAAAAUAUAAAGCCCAUCUCUCUGUGUAAGACUCUGAGCAAAGAGACCAUGGAUCGGAUCUUGGAGAGAAACAAGACACUAAAAAAAGAGGAGAAGAAAGUAAGGGGCAAGAAAAAAAAGAAACAGAAGCAAGUAGCUGGUCAGCAGCGUGCAAACAUGCAACAGGGAGCCAGCAAAAAAAAUAAAGUGAUGUCCAAACAAGUGAAGAUGAGGAGACUGCAACAGGAAACCUACCAACAAGGAGCAAACAGUGCUGUUGUUCAAAACAAAGAGAAUAAAGUGUCCAGUCUGCAAAGGCCUCUUCACCAAAGAGAACCAACUCUGCAGAAUCAAAGCGGAAGAUUGCCUUGUUUGUCAGGAGAGCCUGCAGGUCAAACUCGUCAUUACCCUCAUGUUCGAGACCAGUUCACCCAAUCAGCUCAGCAGCUAAGGUAUGAUGAAAACUUUUCGGUCAAAAUUGAGAGCUCCCAAACAGGCAGACUUGUUAGAAGACCAGACAACACUCAAGCAGGUGCCGCUAACAAGCCAGGAAGAAAAACAUGGCCUACCAUCAGCCAGAAUGGCUAUUACAACCAGCAAUACGAUGGAGACUUCACCAGUGAUCACCUUCCUCAUAAUGGAGCCAUCAUCUUCGUUCAUGACCAGAAUGAGAGUACGGUAUCUACUCAGCCAGAACAAGAAUGUUCAGCUCAACCUGCUUCAGCAAACGGAUCCACCAACGCAGCUCCCAUACGGGAUGUCGACGUCAGUGCAAUGCUACGGCAAAUCAGAAGAGCGCUGGGCGUGAGAGAGCCGUGCAGAGCUGACCGUGAAGCCCGGAAGCAGAACAGUGAUGUAGGUGUCCGGGUGGCUGAUCGCAGCACCACGCAACAAGCUGGAGCUGAGAAAGAGCAGCAGACAGGUGGCUCCUUUACGAACAAUGUCAAGACGGCUACACUUCACAUCACCUCUGCUGCAGCUACACCUGUGCAAUCCUCACAGGUCAACAGCACUGCUCCCUCCAAUAUUGCUCCUCCUAAGCCAAAGCUGACAACAUAUAAAAUGACACAAGGAACAACUCAGCAUUGUGAGAAGAGCUCAAUGUUUGCAAGUAACUCAAAUGGACCAUCAAACAGCAGGGAGAGAGAAUCUCAGGGGACCCUCGACAGCCAGUGCUCGACCACAUCCUCUGAGCCCAACCAGAACAUCACCCGAAAGGUUCGAAUUGCCCACGACUUAGCCAAAGUUCAGGGGGGAAAAGAGGCUGGGCUUAAACCAACCCUGAAUACAAUUUUCAGCUUAUCAGGGGCCAAGAGUAAGUCGAACUGGAGGACGAUAUAUGAGGAGACGAAAAGGAAAAAGCAGGAAAGGGGCAAAGGCAACCCCAGGUUUGGAAUUAAGUUGGCGAACCCUCUGUCUGACCAAGAAAGCUCAACACAAGCAAAGGACAAUGACAUAAGUCUGUCAGAAGGCUUCCACUGGGAGUCGUUCCCAAACAGUCCUUCAGGUGCGCACUGGACCAAGCUACCUCCUCCACCCCAGGACACAACAAAUAAUGACUCUCGCCCAGAAACACAGUCAGAUUCUCAGCUGCAGGAGCCUUCGGAGCAGCCUGCUGCAGCCUUCCAGUGCUGCAGCAGUCAGACAGUCGAAGCUCUCUCUGUGAAGGUGGAGCCAAACUUGGAAGAUGAGAAUGGAGAUUUGAGAGCCAACAGUAGUGCCAGCAAGAGGAAACACAACAGGAAUGAUGGCAUUUCUGAUAAGGAGCCAAGUGGAAAAAAGAAAAAAACAAAGUCAAACAAAGACCAGACGCAAAUGGACCAGCUCUUGGCUGUGUCUCUGAGGGAGGAUGAGCUGAGCCACUCGUUGCAGGAUCUGGACAAGUCUCUGGUCCAGGCUCGCAAUGCCCUGCAAGCUGCCUACACAGAAGUCCAAAGACUCCUGCUAUUGAGACAGCAGUUUACCGCUGAGGUCAACAGUCUGAGAGCCCAGCGCAUUGAAAUCCUGCAAGGGAUGCAAGGAGGGUACACAGGUGCAUCUAAUGUAGCAGAGAAAGCCCCCACCUUAUCAGCAGGGGCUAAUGCUAGCGUGCAGCCAAGACUCUCUCCCCUUCCUUCCUUUAGUGCUUUCCCGACCUCCUACAGCCAGCAACAAUCUCCCACAAACCAAGCAUCUUCCAUUAGCCCCCUUGUCCUGCCAACCAUGCCAGUAAAGCAAGAAACAGUCCAACUAUCCCCAGCUGGACAGGCUAGUCAAUUUUCCAAAACAUUGUCCUGUAACUCUGAUACACUUCAAGUACCUGCAAACCAACCUGUGCCCUUGUUUCCCUCUGAUUUGCUCCCUUCACUGCUGCAUCAGUCACCACACUUAGCUGCUCAUACAACUGCUGUUACCCCUCUAAAACAACUCAAAACAGAGUGCUCUACAUCAGCAAAUACAAAUAAUUUCCCUGAAUCAUCUGCUGCGCAACAGACAGUGAGGAUGUCAGCUGACAGUGAUUCUGAGGAAGAGAUGGGAGGAAAUCUCUGCAUAGAACAAGUUAAAGAAAAAGAGCCAGCAACAGAGAAGCCAGUCUCCACUUUUGACCCCAAAAGUGGUCAAAAUGCAUCUGCUGCUGCAGCACCAGACGACGAUGGAGGGAACGAGAGCGACGCCUCUGUCAAAAUGGUGGAGCCCUCCGGCCUGGUGGUCAUCGACAUUGAUGAAUCGGACAAUGAGGAUGCACCAAAUGUUCCAGUCCACCAAGAGCCUCCUCAGAAGUCAGUCAGUGUGGAGUUCAGUUCUUUAAGCACACAGACGUUUCAGCAAAAUUACGUUGAGAGAAAAGUUCAGCCCACAUUUGUGCCAGUUGACGUAGUCGAGGAUGAGGAGCCGUCCGUGGGAUCUUUUUUCAAUCACACAGGCCCCGUCCACGGCCUCCAUGUUCACGAGGGUCGGUUGUACACAUGUUCAGGGGACAACACAGCACGGGCCUACAGUCUGAUGACCAGGGAGUGCCAAGCAGUAUUUGAAGGUCACACAAAUAAAGUCAACUGUCUGCUGGUAUCGUCCCUCCCAAACAUGCCGUCACGCCUCUACACCGGAUCCAGUGACCAGACUAUUCGCUGUUACAGCAUAAAGACCACAAAGUGUCUGGAGCAGAUCUCUCUAUCAGACAGAGUGUUGUGUUUGCACAUUGCCUGGAACAGCCUGUAUGCUGGACUCGCCAAUGGAUCAGUGGCUAGCUAUGAGUUAAAGACUCUGAAGAACUUAGAUGUGCUUGAGUGCCACGGCCCGCGAGGUGUGAGCUGUCUGGGUACAGCACAAGAGGGCGCCCGGCGAGUGCUGCUGGUUGGCUCCUACGACAGCACCAUCAGCGUACGAGACGCCAAGAGUGGCCUGCUGCUGCGCACGCUGGAGGGUCACACCAAAACUGUACUCUGUAUGAAGGUGGUGAAUGACCUGGUCUUUAGCGGCUCCAGUGACACAUCUGUUCAUGCCCACAACAUCCACACGGGUGAGUUGGUUCGUAUCUACAAGGGUCACGAUCAUGCUGUCACAUCAAUAGUGAUCUUAGGGAAGGUGAUGGUGACAGCCUGUCUGGAUAAACUGGUCCGAGUUUAUGAGCUACAGUCCCAUGACCGUCUGCAGGUGUACGGGGGUCACAGUGACAUGGUGAUGUGCAUGGCCGUACAUAAGAGUGUGAUCUAUACAGGCUGUUAUGAUGGCAGUGUUCAAGCUGUGAAGCUCAACUUGAUGAAGAACUACCGCUGCUGGUGGCAGAAUUGCGCUCUGAUCUUCGGCAUGGCGGAGCAUCUUGUACAGCACCUCGUCAGAGAUCACAGCAACCCCACUCUGCAAGCGGUCAAAUGUCGUUGGAGAGGCUGCAGCACAUUUUUUGGCACACAGCAGUCUGUUAAGCAGAAAUUGCCUGAACACAUGCAGAGACACGUGGAGAAUGACAGUACAAUACAGCCUUGACAGCAGGGUUGGUGAAGUGAUGCAGCAGAUAAGGUUGGAGUCACGUUCAUUACAACACAUCGGCUGAUUUCUUUUAGUUUCAAAAAUUCUUUUCAGGGUUUUAUUUUCCGUUAGGAGAUCAUUUAUUUUCUAGCUGUUGAGGUGCUGAUUACAUCUCGUUGGUCUCGUGCAUAUUGUAUAUUCUCUGUGAUGGUGAGACGAGACAGGCUACUUGUUAUUGAUCCUUGAAGCCGUUGUGACCGGAUUGAGACGUUCAAUCUCACACACUCGAUCAGUCCUGCUGUUUAAAAUAAUUAUUUUAAUUAUUUUAAUACAUUUGUUUUGUUGCUGUUUUAUGUUUUUGUUGUCACAGUGAAUGCAUGACAUGGCUUUAUACACCAUAAAAUAUAUUAUACAGUAACCCUCUUCAGAUAUGUCAUUAGUAUAUGUGAAGCUAAUUAUUCAGAACAUUUCUACAACGAUGCUGCACUGGCAUAAACAGCUCAGAGGAGCUUUUGUGUUAACUGCCUUCAGAAUCGAUCUUGUUUAAAUUUGUUUUGGCUAUUGACUCUGAAGUGUAGGUAACGGGUUUUAAUAAUGGCUAAAUCUGUCAAAGAAGAGCAAAGCAGAAAUGUCAGUGUAUAAACCUAAACAAAAUUAACUUGGUUAUACAUCAAAUCUUAACACUCAGUUUGCUCAUCCUGCUGCAUUCAAUAGUUAUUUCAAAUAUUUAAGAUUUAGCAUUACGCUCCUGUCACUGUUACGUUGUCGGACUCACGAUGGACCGUUCCAUCAGUCGGCAAAAUUGAUGCAGCAGAUGCAGAGAUAUUAUCUUUAUUCCAUCCAUCGGUCUUCCUUGUAAAAACCUGGUACCUACAAUACCCAUAAUGCAACUCGACCACCGCAGAUUUAGGUGUGUUGUGCUAGUAGCGGCUAAUGUAGCCUCGAGGCACUAGCCUCAUGCAGAGACGAGGAGCUGCUACAGCGGUCUGGUAAGCUCACCUCUUUCUAGUCUCGCAUUGCCAGACCUAUCUCCACAGCGCUGUGUCAGAGCUGGAGUAUGGUCUGGCUAUACGCUUAUCUAUUCUGGGAUAGGGGGAAAAAUGCUCUGGCUUGUUUGUAUUGUUUUAAACCAAUCACAACCUUCCUGGGCGGCACUAAGCCCCGGGUGCAGUGACAGUGUCCUUGCAAAAUAGAUAGCGGAGAUCGGGAAAGGGAAGGACGUCAGGCUUUAUCCCAGCACUGUACAUCCGGUGAGCCAGACUAACCUCUUUCUAACUCUACACCCUCUCUAUCCCCAGCUAAAACCGACUCAAGUGACAUCACUUUCAUGCAGCUCUCUGGAGACUGGAGAAAAGUUUUUAUACAACUUUUCUUUACAUAAACAGGAGUACACCCCAAAACCUGUAAACAGACUGACGUGUACAAUUAGUGGAGUUCCCCUUUCAAAGAUGAUGUACAAGUGUCUGAAAUUUCCAUAACCUCAGACAUUAAGGAUCAUUCUUGGUAAUUUUAGGAGGGGUGGGCUCUGAGGAUUUUCAAAUCCUUCCUAGUUUUUCAAAAGUUUUGUCCUAAGAUUGUCCUCACUUCAGUGUGGAAAGGGACGAUGGCUCAGAUGUAAAAAUAAACAGGCUUAACUUGCUUGUAUACUAUAUUAUAGAAGGUGCAGUUUGGGAAGUAACUCCAGGGUUUAAAAUCCAUAGGCUAAUAUUUAGCAACCUGUACCUUCCAUAUAAAGAAUAAAAUUUGUAUCUUUACCCGCCUGCUUUUAAGUCAGAUUUUUUUUUUUUAUUGGAAAAUAGUUAUUUUUCCUGAUAUCAUAGUGUAAAGACAAUGUAUCUUAAAUUACUUCCUGGCUUUGUUACACUUGAUAACUUGAAAAUGAAUUCCUUAUGUCGACAGAGGUUUGGUUAUAAAAGGAGUAUGUUUUGCAUCAUUACAGAUAUAAACCAUAUGUUAAAUUAUAACUUUUACAUUUUCACAUUUCCCAGAGAGUUAUUCUCGGCAAUGUGCUUACGCCCUGUACAACACAUAUUUGAGAAAACUUAUUUUGUUCAAUGGAUAAAGUACUGUAGUAGUGAAAGUUGUCAGAUCAAACUGGCCAGAGAGUAACUUCUAAGAGUGCUGUAUUUAAGUCAUGCCUUAAUUUUUGUAUGUUAUACUGUACAGUGUGCAUUGAUUUGUGUUUAAUACCUACUGUAUGUGUACAGAAAUAAAAAAUACAAAUAA